AUCCAAGUGUUAAUCGUAUAAAACGUUGCUAUUGCUUAAAGUUUAGAGCGUUUGAGUCAGUUUCGCGCCUUCUCCAGACCGGAUGGCGGCAGUACGUGAUGCUGCUUCGUGUUUAUUAAGCCGGGGAAGAAGGACGCGGGCAAUUCACUAGCGCAGUAUUUGUUUAGGUGACUGAUGUCACAGUCAGGGCAGCCCGGCGCGAUGCCCUCGGCCCCGGACUCCCCGUCUCUGAGCGUCACCGUCAGCGGGAACGUGCAGAAAUACAGCAUCAAGAAGAAGAAGGUCCUGAAUGCGGAGGAGACUGAGCUGUUCGAGCUCACUCAGGCUGCUGGGAUAGUCAUUGAUCAGGAGGUUUUCAAGAUCAUAGUGGACCUGUUAAAGAUGAACGUGGCUCCUCUGGCAGUCUUUCAGACCCUAAAGGCCAUGUGUGCGGGGCAGAAGGUCUCUGAAACAUCCACCGGUGACGCUUCCACAGCGUCCCACACCACCACCGCGCCUUCAGAGUCUAGAGAAGAGGAGGGUGUGGUCUCAGGAAAGAGCACUAAAACUGCAGCCCCUCCCUCUGCAUCGGUGCCCCGCCCACCUAGAGGAGGGGCUAAGAUAGUGGUCUACAGUGCGGGUGACACGAGCGCUCCUGUCUCUCAAGUACGCAGUAAAACGAGUUCAGGGCAAGGGGAGAAAUCGGCAAGAGAUGGUUCUAGCCAGCGAGUGCCACGACAGGUCAGCGCCACCAGAGGUCAGAAGAGCGCAAAGAGCUCAGGAAGCAGCAGCUCGUCUUCUCAGCUCACCUCCAACUGAAGUUCUUCAUAAAUUACACAACGCAAACCAAACUUUCCCGCUGAUGAACGUUCCCGUAGAGUUUGAAAAACCCUUUUCACUCUAAACAAAAAUAACAAAGCUAUUUUAGGGCUCUCUGUAGAAGAUUUCUUUAGUGCUGAAGACCUCUUUGCAUCAAAUUUGCAUCUCACACCAGAGAGACUAUAGCUGAAGCAUGCCAUAUUUUCCACGGUUUAGUUUACACAUUCACACCAAAACCAUUUGAGAAAAACACAGAUAAUCUUUUGCUAUCUUUAAACCAUCCACUUCUACAGCUCAGCGGCUCUGGGCCGCUGGGAAGUACGUCUCGUUUUAAACCGUAAUAAACUCAAAAUUGUCUUGGUAA
Messenger RNA from Puntigrus tetrazona (Sumatra barb), 1162 nucleotides. RefSeq names its product mitotic spindle organizing protein 2B (gene mzt2b). Gene Ontology annotation, cellular component: spindle; centrosome. Bases 175 to 798 code for a protein of 207 amino acids. The transcript is spliced from 5 exons. The record is from RefSeq and is a predicted model, not a curated record. Lineage: Eukaryota; Metazoa; Chordata; Actinopteri; Cypriniformes; Cyprinidae.